UUCCAUUCGUACGUCAAGUCCCCUGCGUGGAUCAAUACGUUAUGCUCUCGGAGAGUUUCAUUGCGUCGACUGUGGCGUCGGGGAAGACCCCGGCGUCUGCUAGUCUGAGAGAUGUCGGAAUCUGCGUGCACGAGUUUCAGCCCACGCUUAAUCUGCGCUCCACCUUCAAGAAGAGCUCGACGGCCGCCAAUUGCCUGGCUGUGAGCCCGUCGCAUGUGUUUGCUGCACAGUCGGAAAAGGCAAUUGUUCACGUAUAUAGCAGGGAGAAAGGCAACCAGGAGGCCACAGUCCCCUUCCCGGAGCGCAUACGUAGUAUCGCACUCGCGGGGGGGAAGAAUGGGGACGUUGUUGUUUUGGGCACAGAAGGUGGCCGUCUUAUUUUGUGGGAGACCUGCACUGGUCGACAAAUAGCAACCACAGCAUCCCAUCUGCGGCCAGUAACCUCCUUGGUGGUCGACCCUACCUCCAACUUCAUCCUCUCCGGCUCAUCUGAUGCGAGCAUCCACGUCUGGUCGCUUGUCGACCUCCUCUCUUUCACAAAACCCCCGUCGGGUCGUGAUCGUCAAGCCCCGAACUCCCCGAUCCGGACCUUCUCGAACCACCGCGCCGCCAUCACCUCUAUCGCCGUGGGCCACAGCGCCGGCAGACACAACAUCGCCGUUUCGAUCGCGGAAGACAGCACUGCAAUUGCAUGGGACUACCGCACCGGCCGUCUUCUGCGCACAUUUCUCCUGUCAGCCAACGCAACGUGCCUGACCCUCGACCCCGUUGACCGAGCGUUCUACGUCGGCUACGCAGAUGGCAGCAUCCAGUCGGUCGACUUCUACAAGAACCAAUCCAUCCAACACUCUCUUCACGACCCCUCUCUGCAUUCCACUCCCGUGCAACCCUCCGCCGAAGACCGAUGGGCGCCCCCCUCCGCCGACAGCGGGGCCGCGCACACGCUCACGCUCUCCUAUGACGGAAUGACACUACUCUCCGGCCACCAGAAUGGCAAGGUCCUAUCAUGGAACGUCGGACGGAAGAAGUACGCCUCGACCGUGGCCGACUACACGCACCCGAUCACGAACCUCAUCAUGCUGCCCCCCAGCGGCCUCUCGUACCCGUCUCUCGACCUCACCCGCAUGUCGCACACCAUCGUCAAACCCCGCUACGACCACACAUUGUCCGAAUCCUCCCAGCCCGCGGGCACCGUCCCGGCGGACUACACCUUCAGCACGCAUCUCCUCCCCUCCAUCUCCUCCGCCUCCUCCACCUCCCGACCCAACCAAUUCACCUCAGCCUUCACGCACGCCUACUUCCCAGAAUCGAUGCUAGAGGAAGGUCUCGCGGAACUGGCCGCUUUCGACCAGGGCGCCACCGGCAGCAACAGCGGAAUCACCGACGAAGAAGCCUUCGCCAAGGACGCGCAGAUCGCGCAGCUGGAAGGCGACCUGGCCGUUCUGAAAAAGAAGGCCUCGAUCCACGAGGCCGCGCGCCAGUCCACGACCGACGAGGUGACGCAGCUGCGCGCCGACAUCGCCAACCUGCACGACUACAUCAACGAGCUGCACGGCAAGCAGGAGCAGGCCCAGCGCGAGAAGAUCCUGCGCCAGGCCCGGAAGGAGGAGCGCGAGACCCGGCGCCGGGAGGCGUGGUUCGCCGCCGAGAAGAAGGGGAGGACGGGCGACGCCGUGCUGAAGAAGAUGGAUGCCGCGGAUACGGUCAUGACGAGCGAUACGGACGAUCAGAGCAGUGAUGAUCAAUGAUUGCUUCCCGCUUGAUUCCUGUGAUUUUUCUGAGAUAUCAUUUCAUGAAAAGGGAAUAUCGAUUUCGAGAUUUCGCGGACCAGGCGCAACGGGAGGUUUUUGUUCUUAGAAAGUGU
Molecule: messenger RNA, 1864 nt
Organism: Aspergillus uvarum CBS 121591
Lineage: Eukaryota; Fungi; Ascomycota; Eurotiomycetes; Eurotiales; Aspergillaceae
Product: putative ribosomal assembly complex component Ipi3
Exons: 2
Coding region: 42-1748 (568 amino acids)
Biological process (GO): rRNA processing; DNA-templated DNA replication
Cellular component (GO): nuclear pre-replicative complex
Molecular function (GO): protein binding
Source: RefSeq, a predicted model, not a curated record